Messenger RNA from Sander lucioperca (pikeperch), 3481 nucleotides. Its product is annotated as protein NLRC3-like. The transcript is spliced from 5 exons. Gene Ontology annotation, molecular function: protein binding. NCBI's taxonomy places the organism in Eukaryota, Metazoa, Chordata, Actinopteri, Perciformes, Percidae. The record is from RefSeq and is a predicted model, not a curated record.
AAUGUCUGUUAAGUGAUGGUGUUUAUGGUAUCUUUUGGAUCUUUGCAGGGACAAAAGAUGGAGACGCCUCAAGAAGUCCUCUUAAAAAUUUUAGAAAAUUUGGGUACCGACGACUUCAAAAAAUUUAAGUGGUACCUGCAGCAGGAAGGGGCCCUUGAAGACUUCCCAGCAAUCCCAAUUAGUAAACUGGAGAAUGUAAACAGGGAAAAGACAGUGGACCAGAUGUUCUCAACCUACAGUAUGAACACUAUUAAAGUGACCAGAAUAGUUUUAGUGAAAAUUAAUCAGAAUGAACUAGUGAGGAAGUUAUCAAACAUCAUCUCACAACCUGCAGAGAUUCUUGCUGCGUGCCAGCGAAAAGUCAAAUCCAACUUAUAUAAGAAGUUCCAGCGUGUGUUUGAGGGAAUUGCUAAAGCAGGAAACAAAACCCAUCUGGAUCAGAUGUUCACAGAGAUCUACCUCACAGAGGGGGGGACUACAGGGGUCAAUGAUGAACAUGAGGUCAGACAGAUUGAAACAGCAUCCUGGAAACCAGACAGACCAGAAACAAAAAUCACAUGUGAAGACAUAUUUAAAGCCCCACCUGGAAGUGAUGAACCAAUCAGAACAGUGGUGACUAAGGGAGUGGCUGGCAUCGGGAAAACAGUCUUAACACAGAAGUUCACUCUGGACUGGGCUGAAGGCAAUGACAACCAGGACAUCCAGUUUACAUUUCCAUUCACCUUCAGAGAGCUGAAUGUGCUGAAGGAGAAAAACUACAGCUUGGUGAAACUUGUUCAUCACUUCUUUAGUGAAAUCAAAGAAGCAGGAAUCUGCAGGUUUGAAGAGUUCCUGGUUGUGUUCAUCUUUGAUGGUCUGGAUGAGUGUCGACUUCCUCUGGACUUCCACAAAACUAAAAUCCUGACUGAUGUUACAGAGUCCACCUCAGUGGGUGUGCUGCUGACAAACCUCAUCAGGGGGAAACUGCUUCCCUCUGCUCGCGUCUGGAUAACUACAAGACCUGCAGCAGCCAAUCAGAUCCCUCCUGAGUAUGUUGACAUGGUGACAGAGGUCAGAGGGUUCACUGACCCACAGAAGGAGGAGUACUUCAGGAAGAGAUUCAGAGAUGAGGAUCAGGCCAGCAGAAUCAUCUCCCACAUCAAGACAUCACGAACCCUCCACAUCAUGUGCCACAUCCCAGUCUUCUGCUGGAUCACUGCUAAAAUUCUACAGAAGGUGUUGAAGAACAGAGAGGGAGCAGAGCUGCCCAAGACCCUGACUGAGAUGUACAUCCACUUCCUGGUGGUUCAGUCCAAACUGAAGAACGUCAAGUAUGAUGGAGGAGCUGAGGCAGAUUCAAACUGGAGUCCAGAGAGCAGGAAGAUGAUUGAGUCUCUGGGAAAACUGGCUUUUGAGCAGCUGCAGAAAGGACACCUGAUAUUCUAUGAAUCAGACCUGACAGAGUGUGGCAUCGAUAUCACAGCAGCCUCAAUGUACUCAGGAGUGUUCAUGCAGAUCUUUAAAGAGGAGAGUGAACUGUACCAGGACAAGGUGUUCAGCUUCAUCCAUCUGAGUGUUCAGGAGUUUCUGGCUGCUCUUCAUGUCCAUCUGACAUUCACCAACUCUGGAGUCAACUUGCUGUCAAGCUCCUGGUGGUCUGACUUUUUCAGGGACAAAUCAGCACAUUUCUACCAGAGUGCUGUGGACAAGGCCUUACAGAGUACGAAUGGACACCUUGACUUGUUCCUCCGCUUCCUCCUGGGUCUUUCUCUAGAGUCCAAUCAGAAUCUUCUACGAGGCCGGCUGACACAGACAGGAAGUAGCUCACAGACCAAUCAGGAAACAGUUGAGUAUAUCAAGAAGAAGAUCAACGGGGAUCUGUCUGCAGAGAGAAGCAUUAACCUGUUCCACUGUCUGAAUGAACUGAAUGAUCGUUCUCUAGUGGAGCAGAUCCAACAGUCCCUGAGUUCAGGACGUCUCUCCACAGAUAAACUGUCUCCUGCUCAGUGGUCAGCUCUGGUCUUCAUCUUACUGUCAUCAGAAAAAGGUCUGGAUGUGUUUGACCUGAAGACAUACUCUGCUUCAGAGGAGGCUCUUCUGAGGCUGCUGCCAGUGGUCAAAGCCUCCAAAAAAGCUGUGCUGAGUGGCUGUAACCUGUCAGAGAGAAGCUGUGAAGCUUUGUCCUCAGUUCUCAGCACAGAGUCCUCUAGUCUGAGAGAGCUGGACCUAAGUAACAACAACCUGAAGGAUUCAGGGGGGAAGCUGCUGUCGGCUGGACUUCAGAGUCCACACUGUAAACUGGAGAAUCUCAGGUCAGGAUUCAUCAACCUGUAUAACUGAUGGUCACCUAAAUCCUGAUUUACAUUAUUGGAUAAACUUGCAACGUGCCUCAGAUUGUUUCUGCUUGUAUGAUUUCAAACAGUUGUGUUUAUUUAGUUUCACUCCCUUUCCAUGAACAUGUUUUAUGUUGUUUUCUUCUCAAUCUGUUGUUGAAACUUGAAAUAUCAGACAGGAAUUAGAAAGCUACCAGUAAUGUUAAUUUGUUGAUUGACAUAAGUGGGUGUUUGAUUGUGUGUUGUUCUGUGUGUUUGCAGUCUGUCAGGCUGUCUGAUCUCAGAGGAAGGCUGUUCUUUUCUGGUCUCAGCUCUGAGCUCCAACCCCUCCCAUCUGAAAGAGCUGGACCUGAGCUACAAUCAUCCAGGAGACUCAGGAGUGAAGCUGCUGUCGGCUGGACUUAAGGAUCCACUCUGGAGACUGGAAACUCUCAGGGUGGAGCCUGCUGGAGUCAGAUGGUUGACACCAGGUCUGAGGAAGUAUUCCUGUCAACUCACACUGGACACAAACACAGUGAACAGAUACCUCAAACUGUCUGACAACAACAGGAAGGUGACAUGGGUGAAGGAGCAGCAGCCAUAUCCUGAUCAUCCAGAGAGGUUUGACUCCUAUCCUCAGCUGCUGUGUAGAGAUGGUCUGACUGGUCGCUGUUACUGGGAGGUUGAGAGGAGAGGAGUGGUUGAUAUAUCAGUGAGUUACAGAGGAAUCAGCAGGAGAGGAAACAGAGAUGACUGUGUGUUUGGACGUAAUGCUCAGUCUUGGAGUCUGAGCUGCUCUGAUGAUGGUUACUCUGUCUGGCACAAUAACAGAGAAACAUCCAUCUCCUCCUCCUCUGUCUCUGGUAGAGUAGCAGUGUAUGUGGACUGUCCUGCUGGCUCUCUGUCCUUCUACAGAGUCUCCUCUGACUCACUGAUCCACAUCUACACCUUCAAAACCACAUUCACUCAGCUUCCUUAUCCUGGGUUUGGGUUUAGGUUCUGGUCAGAGGGUUCCUCAGUGUCUCUGAGUCCUCUGGAGGACGGAGAGUCUCCUCCUGUGAAGAGAACCAGACAGUUCAGUCUGAUCAGGAUCAUCAGCUGAUGUUAGUGAGGAGAAUGUGGGUUUUUGUUUGUUUGUAUGUUUUAUUUGGAUCCCCAUUAGCUUAGCAUAAGCUAAAAGCUAUUCUUCC